This is a messenger RNA of Ananas comosus (pineapple), 3357 nucleotides long. RefSeq names its product CAX-interacting protein 4-like. The record is from RefSeq and is a predicted model, not a curated record. NCBI's taxonomy places the organism in Eukaryota, Viridiplantae, Streptophyta, Magnoliopsida, Poales, Bromeliaceae. Gene Ontology annotation, molecular function: nucleic acid binding; zinc ion binding. Bases 124 to 1233 code for a protein of 369 amino acids. The transcript is spliced from 3 exons.
CGAUCGAGGGUUUCCUCGAUCGAUUCGAACGACCUCUCUACCUCUUCGCCCUUUUUCUCUCGAAGAAACCCUAGCGAUCCCCUUCUUCUUCGUCUUCUUCUUCUCCGACGAUCUUGAGCGAAGAUGCCGGCGACGGCGGGGAGGGUUCGCAUGCCCGCGAACAACCGCGUCCACAGCAGCGCGGCGCUCCAGACGCACGGCAUAUGGCAGAGCGCGAUAGGCUACGACCCCUACGCCCCCACCAACAAGGACAAGCCCGACCCCUCCAAGCCAUCCUCCGCUCCCCGCGGCGGCGGCGGCGGCGGAGGCGGUGGUGGUGGGGACGGCGACGAGAACGCCUACGCCAGCUUCCAGGGCCUCCUCGCCCUCGCCCGCAUCACCGGCUCCAGCGCCGACGAGGCGCGCGGCGCCUGCAAGAAGUGCGGCCGCGUCGGCCACCUCCCCUUCCAGUGCCGCAACUGCCUCAGCGUGAAGGACCAACAAGACGAGAGGGACGAGGGCGCCGCGAUCCACGCCUUCGACAGGAUCAAGAAGGCGAGCGGGUUGAAGGAGGCGGGGGAGAGCGACGAGUCGGAGGAGGAGGAAGAGAGCUCGAGCUCGGAUUCGGAUGUGGAUCCGGAGAUUGAGAAGAUCAUCACUGCUCGCUACGGUAAGAAGAGCAAGAGGAGCUCCGCUUCGGCGGCGAGGGGGAGAGAGGAGAGGUCCGAUGAUGAGAAGGAGGGGAGCCGCAGGAGGAAGGGCCGAUCGAGGCAUAGGAGGAGCGGGAAGAGCUUGAACAAGAGCGAUGAUGAGAUCGAUAGCGAGGACGAAGAGAGGAGAAAGGAGAGGAGGAGAAGGUGCAGGGAUUCAGAGGAUGAUGAUGACGACUAUAAUUAUGAAAAGAAGCAUAGGAAGAGCAGGAGGGAAAAGAAGAGGCGGAGGAGCCAUCACAAGAGGAAGGACUCUGAUGAGGAUGAUUCGGAAGGAGAACCAGAUAGGCAUUCACGCCAUAAACAAACGAACAGGCGGAAGGAUGCAUCAGCAUCGGAGAGUGAUUCUGAUAAAAGUGACGAGCCGUCGGAUGAUCGUAAGAGGUCCAGCAGGCAUAAUGAGCGCCGGAGGAAGAGGAGAGCGGCUUCAUCGAGCGACUCUGAAAUCAGCGGAUCGGAUUCUGAAGAAGAGCCGCGAGGCAGGAAGGAGAAGAAGCGAUCCGAGGAGAGGAGCAGGAAGCAUACAAGGCACGAGAAGAAUUGAUUGGCUGGAUGGUAACUUGCUCGUCUCUCUGUGAUUUGCUGGUAAUAGCUUUAAUUGGAUGUUAGCAUUAUUCAAAUCCUGUGCUAUGGCUUUGUUAUCUAUCUGGUAAUUUGAUUGCCAUAAUUGAUAUGAAUGUGUUCAUCUAGCCGUAUGUUAUGUUCAUUUCAUAGAAUGAAGCUCUUAGUCUACACCAUGUUAUUGGCCUUUCAUAGUAGGGAGGUAAUUCGCCAGUAAGCUGUGCUUGAAGCGUAUUGAUAUUAACUAUUUUGAUAAUGCAUUGAGUGCUUAUUUUGUUUAGAGGUACUUGCAUUUGAGCGCCGUCAUGUUUGAUGAUCUUUUAUGAAUACAGUAAUCAAAGUAUAAGAGAUUAACUCUCGUUGUAAACGAGUUCUUAUGAUAUCAUCGUUUUCGUACUUUGAAUUAGGAUUCUUGUUGUUGUUGCUACCUUGUGUAUUUUCCAUUUGUGAUUCACUCGGUAAAAGUUGUAGGUGAUAUAUUAGGAUUUAGGGAAGUUGUUUAUAAAGAAUUCCUGGUAUUUCUUGUUGUUGGUUGUUGCAUUUUAAAUGCUCACGCAGAUCAACUUUCACUAAUUAUUAUAUAGCAUGAAUCUUCGUGUCCCUUUGAUGAGCUGUUUGCAUUAGGGAGAAUAUGAACAUAUCAGGAAAAUAUGAACAUAUUUAUCUAGACAGAGACACAGAAUGCCUUCGUCAAAAUAUCUCCUUUACAAGUAGAAUUUGAAUCCUUGCCCCUCUCUUGCUUUGCAACUUCAUUUAUCUGGUCACAGUGGAAUGACCAUGGUGCUUCCACUUCUAAAUAUGAAGUUCCACGUUAAUGAAACUUGCUUUGUUCUCAUUGACUAGUGAGAGUGUUGAGAAUUUUUUUUAGUCUGGUUUUCAAGUAGCUUUCUAAAUUAAUAGGAACACCUACUACAUUUGCUCAUAAAAUGUAUGGCCACAAUUGGUGUGGUAUACUCCAAUUGAAAUUUGAAAAACACAAUGGAUUUUGUGGUCUGCAUAAUAUCCUAUUACUUCAACAUGAAUAGUAUGUAUUUAGAUUCUCUGGCUUGUUUGAUGGCCAAAAAAAAAAAAAAAAAAAAAAAAAAAUCCAAUUAUUAGUACCUUAUUCUGUCCCGAAUUCAAGAAAUUUGAUUUAUUUUAAUGAGUUCGGAUGGUCAUUUGGCCUGUUGAGGAACCUGUAUUAAUUUGUCGUUAGUACAUGAAAAUGUGCUUCUAGGAUCUUGAACUCAUCAUCUAUUGUAUAUUGGUCAAACUUGUACAGUUCUAACCUCGAAACUAUUCAAUUCCUUGAAAAAUAUUUAUACUUUAUUAUAGGGCUUGUUGGAAGAUCAAUGUAUCAUAUCCUUCUCUUUUAAGACUUGCUCGUCGGAGACAAUAGCAUUACUCUGAUGUUGUGCACAUAUAAUUGCGGGGCACCGUUUGAUCAGCUUGCAUUAAGUGAAUAGGUCUUCAUGUUUCGCAUCUCUCUCUGUUUAGUAGCCUCAACUCCAUGCUUUAGCUCCAUUGGUUGUGGAAUUCAGGUCAGUUUUGAGCACGAGAAAAUGAUCGGUUCUUGCAGCAGCACUAAUAAGUGUUUUCUUUUCUCCACAGAUGUUGCUUGCUUCUGAUUACUUGCACAUGCAGGUUUACUGAUCAACCCUCAUCAGCUGCUGCUUCUAGUUACUCGCACACUUUCGUUCUUCCGGUGUAGUCAAAACCCAGAGUGGAUGUGAAUCAUUCUUUUGGACAAACUCUACCGGACGAGUCCGUUGGAGUGAUAACCAAACCGAGUCUUUGGGGAGUAAGAGGCAAUUGGGUCGUCGGAGAGGAGCAUGCUGGAGGAGCAGGAGGACACAAAAUAAGAAAGAAAGAAAGGAAUCUUUGGCAGGUGCAGAGGUUGCCAAAAGGCCGGCCAUUCUGCCGUACUUUUAUCAACCAACAAUCGCGAUAACAAUCUUCAACUGAAGAUGCAGAACGCAAAGAUGCAAGUACCGCAAAGAGGCUUCUAUAUCAUCACCGCCUUAGCCCAAAUACUCAAUUCCGAUGUAAUUCACAAAAAGAGAAACCAUCAGACCAAGCAGGAGGACUAGCAAAAACAAUAAUAAAUGAAGAAAAGAAUUUGGGCAAA